CCCGGGAGGCGGGGUAGGGGGCCGGCUGCAUGGGGCUACUUAACGUGGAUGGUCCCGCUCGCGGACGUCCACAACUUAACGCAUCUGUGCUGAAGACGCAAACACACGCUCACACUUUUAAAAAAAAGCUUUACAUGAUCUGCGAGAGCUAAACAUGGGAGAGGAGGACUUUACAUACGAGCUGUUUCCAGACAACAGCACUGACAACAUGUCCGAGGGGUCCGCAGACUUUGAGCUCAACAUCCAGGAGCCAUGUGGCCAGGUGCUCAGCCACAACUUCAACAAGAUCUUCCUCCCAACGGUUUAUGGAAUAAUAUUCACCCUGGGGAUUAUCGGCAACGGACUGGUCGUCGUCGUCAUGGGCUACCAGAAGAAGGUCAAGACGAUGACGGACAAGUACCGGCUUCACCUCUCCGUGGCCGACCUGCUGUUCGUCCUCACGCUGCCCUUCUGGGCCGUGGACGCAGUCAAGACGUGGUACUUUGGAGGCUUCCUCUGCGUGUCGGUGCACAUGAUCUACACGGUGAACCUGUACAGCAGCGUCCUGAUCCUGGCCUUCAUCAGCUUGGACCGGUACCUGGCGGUCGUCCACGCCACCAACAGCCAGGCCACGAGAAAGCUGCUGGCGAGCAGAGUGAUCUACGUUGGAGUGUGGCUGCCGGCUGCCAUCCUGACAGUUCCUGACAUGGUGUUCGCCCGAGUCCGGGACGUGAGCUCCUCCAACUACCUCUUCGUGGACAGCAGCAUGGAGAGCACCAAUUCCAGGACGAUCUGUCAGCGAAUCUACCCGGUGGAAACCAGCCUCAUAUGGACGGUGGUUUUCCGCUUCCAGCACAUCCUGGUGGGCUUCGUCCUUCCCGGACUGGUCAUCCUCGUCUGCUACUGCAUCAUCAUUUCCAGGCUCUCCAAAGGCGCCAAGGGGCAGACCCUGAAGAAGAAAGCUCUGAAGACCACGGUGAUCCUCAUCGUUUGCUUCUUUGGCUGCUGGCUGCCCUACUGCGUCGGCAUCUUCGUGGACACCCUCAUGAUGCUGAACGUCGUGUCCUCCGGCUGCGUGCUGCAGCAGGCGGUGGAGACGUGGAUCUCCGUCACCGAAGCGCUGGCCUACUUCCACUGCUGCCUGAACCCCAUCCUCUACGCCUUCCUGGGGGUGAAGUUCAAAAAGACCGCCAGGAGCACGCUCACGAUGAGCAGCAGGUCAAGCCAGAAAACGACUCUCAUGUCUAAAAAGCGCGGGCCGAUUUCCUCUGUGUCCACAGAGUCCGAGUCUUCCAGCGUUUUGUCAAGUUAACCGGCGGUCAGUGUUGGGAGUUAACUCCAUGCUCUCAGGAGAGACUUAAAAACUCUAAGCUUUCAUUUUGAAAGAACUUACUACAUUUUGUACACAUGUAAAAAAAAUAAAAUAAAGAGGGUUGUUUUUUUAUGCCUUUGCCUUUGUAUGUCUUGAAAACGGCAACUUUGUUUUUGUUAAAAUUUUUUUCCCCACACAAUUGUUUGGCUCUUUAAAUAGUAUUGUGUCCUGGGGCAGUACUUCUUUUCCAUUGAAGAUCCAACAUCUUAUCAUCCUCAAAGACUGUGAUGCUCCAGCAGGACUCAGGUUCAAUUGGUUCCUAACCUUUUUUUUUCUCCACUAGUAGCUGCUUUUGUAUAUAGUUUUUUUUUUUUUUUUUUUGUGUAGCAUUUUUUUGUAUUCGCACUUAAGUUGCGUGAAUAAGUGAAAGCUAUAAUUUAUUGCCGUCGUUUACACUGGGCUUAUGCUUGAUUUAAGAAUGUUGCUUUUUGUACCUGUGAGUGUGUGUGUGAUUGUUUUUUUACUGUAAAAUAAAAAUCUCUUGUACUUUCCACGA
Messenger RNA from Fundulus heteroclitus (mummichog), 1847 nucleotides. It is a transcript of the gene cxcr4b, whose product is annotated as chemokine (C-X-C motif), receptor 4b. Gene Ontology annotation, cellular component: membrane. NCBI's taxonomy places the organism in Eukaryota, Metazoa, Chordata, Actinopteri, Cyprinodontiformes, Fundulidae. Gene Ontology annotation, molecular function: chemokine receptor activity. The transcript has 2 exons. Bases 155 to 1291 code for a protein of 378 amino acids. The record is from RefSeq and is a predicted model, not a curated record. Gene Ontology annotation, biological process: immune response; G protein-coupled receptor signaling pathway; chemotaxis.